AUGGAAAAUCAUUACGAAGUUAUUAUUAUAGGCGGAAGUGCUGCAGGGUUGGCUGCAACUUUGGCAAUUGCACGUACAAUGAAGACUGUUUUAUGUAUAGAUUCUGGUGCCCCUUGCAACAAGUUUUCCGAUCAUAUGCACAAUUUUAUAGGUCACGACGGGGACUCGCCGGUUGAAUUCAGAUCCCAAGCUAAAGAUAAUUUACUGAAGUACAAGACAGUUAGAUUGGUAGAAGGUAAAGUGAUAAAAGUUAAUAAGGCCAAAACAGAGUUUCAAAUUACUGCAACUGUGCGUAACACUGAAAAGCUUUAUGUGGGUAAGAAAAUCAUUUUUGCAUCUGGGGUUAAUGAUUUGAUUAAUGAUGUCAAUAUUAAAGAUAUAGAGAAGUUUUGGGGUAAAUCUGCUUUGCACUGUCCCUAUUGCCAUGGUUAUGAAGUUGCAAACAGGGCGACCGGACUCAUAUUUGAUAAUUCUCGUUUAAUGGAUAUGGCCUCAAUGAUAUAUAACUGGACGAAAAAUAUAACAGUAUUAACGAAUGGCACUAAAAUAUCUUCUAUUUGCUCUGAAUCAGAACAAAAUGAAUUGAAAAGAAAAAAUAUUGAGAUCAUAGAUAAGGUUAUUACAGAAUUCGUCGGUGAGUCAGGAAACCUAGAGACUGUAAGAUUUUCUGAUGGAUCAACAAUUUCAUUGGAUUGUGUUUAUAUUCAUCCGCCCUUUAAAUUAAAUUGUGAAGAUAUUUUAAAUAAGUUGCAAGUAAACAUAGAUGAAACGAGGUUGAUAAAAGUAGAUGGGUUUCAAAGAACAAAUAUUGAAGGCGUAUACGCUUGCGGCGACUGUACUACGUAUUUCAGAGCAGUUUCUAAUGCUGUUAGCCAAGGAAACAUUGCAGGUGCGAUGUGUACGAAGGAGUUAUUCCAAAAUUCGUGGUAUGAGUAA
Messenger RNA from Debaryomyces fabryi, 936 nucleotides. RefSeq names its product NAD(P)/FAD-dependent oxidoreductase. The record is from RefSeq and is a predicted model, not a curated record. NCBI's taxonomy places the organism in Eukaryota, Fungi, Ascomycota, Pichiomycetes, Serinales, Debaryomycetaceae. The transcript has a single exon. The coding region runs from base 1 to 936 and encodes 311 amino acids. Gene Ontology annotation, molecular function: oxidoreductase activity.